Messenger RNA from Coniosporium apollinis CBS 100218, 2313 nucleotides. RefSeq lists its product as uncharacterized. The transcript is spliced from 2 exons. The coding region runs from base 1 to 2313 and encodes 770 amino acids. Lineage: Eukaryota; Fungi; Ascomycota; Dothideomycetes. The record is from RefSeq and is a predicted model, not a curated record.
AUGCCACCGCAGCAUCCACUCCAAUGGAAAGGGCCGCCGGUCCCACGCGCUAAACCAAUUACGGCAUCGAAAUGGGAGGAGCACAGAGAGGAGCUCUGCGAAUUCUAUCAGAAGAUGACUCUGGAUGAUCUAAUGGCCAUGAUGAAGGUCAGGCAUGGCUUUGAACCUUCUCGCCGACAGUACGUCUUUCAAUUUGAGAAGUGGGGCGUCCACAAGUACAACACUACGAGCAAGGAGCCCGCGCGAUCUGAAUACCUUCCGGUCUCACUACCGCGUCCCUCAGGUCCGACAGCCCAUCACGUGGUUGAAGAUGACGAUUCACUUCAGACAUCGAUUGUUCAGACCUGCCCUCGAAUACGAAAACAGAGCUCGUGCCAGAAGCCUGCGGUACCGCCAAAGAAGCGGCAGAAGCUAUCCGGCUUUAUCUCGUCAAAAGAUCCGUACGCUGAUCUUGGGUUAGUAUUUAACACGCCAGGCGAGUCUCAGCCAGGUCCUGGGGAUACCGUCCCAGCGGCACCAACAGCCAUGCCUCUUGGCGGCACAGCUUCCAGAAUCGCCAAUGGAGGAGCUGACGUGGUCGCUUCUAUGCCUGAAUUGUUGAUAGAGGAGAGCCGCUCGACUAUUUCGAACUGUGCACAUGACGCGGAUAGGGAUCUGCCGCUCUCGGAAACCGGCUCAGACUGGGACGAUUCCGAUCGAGACAUACGCGAACAACUUUCCACUGGCCAAGCAUCCGGACGCGAGAGGCUAAUUGACAGCAGCCGCCCAAUUGACACAUUUUCCCGAAAUGAGAUCCAAGACAUGAAGCACGCUGCCGACUUCCUCUACUCUCUACUCUCUGAUGAGGAUGCCUUCCCCUUGUACGUGCUUGUACUGAAACGGCUUAAGCAGUCUAACCAGCCAGUGUGGAUGAUGUCUUCGGCCAUUAUUGCAUGUGCCCGCUCUGCGACCACUUCAUCCCAGGUAGAGAUUGCACGAAGCUUACUGGAGCAGAAGCUACAGGACCCGCAGGGAUCGGCCACCGAUGCGGAGAUCUUCUUGUUCCGCAUGCUCCUUGCAUACACUUACAUCCGUUGUGGUGACGAUUUCACUGCAAGUUUCCACAUCGAAACUGCUAUGGGAUUCAAUCUCUCAAACGAGAACCUUUUCAUGCAGCUCCGGGAAGAAGAUCGCUCGCUAGACAUCAUAACGUAUCCUUUCCUCGCCCAGUAUUUGGGUUGCCUCGGUGAUCUUGGAAAAGCGAAGACCCUUGGACGCGUGGCUCAAGAUAAGCUUGUUGUCGACAAGAGCCUCAUUCGAAGACGAUUACGAGAAGCAAUACUCGAACGGGCGCCCGGCCCGUUCGAGCUCAAGCACGGUUCCAUGGGAAAUCCCUGUAUGCGCUCUUGUCUGCAAUGGUGUACCAGCGAGAUUCGAUGCACAGUCAAGAUUCCUGGCUCGUGGAAGAGUCUACACUCCCACAGAAGGUACGAACGCCAGGCGGACUACAUCGGGCUGUUCUGCUGCCUAUGGGAACGUUGGCAGACCCGCCGGACGGAGUUCCCAGCUGAACAGCUGCCAUUGAUGCGCCAAGCUGACAAGCUCAUGGGAAUUUCUGCUGCGGAGCUUCUCAUCUCCAUGUGCAGGAUGAUUAUGCAUGCCGCUCCAGCCAGAUUGGACAAUUCUGAGUGGGAUCUUUUACUUCGAGCGCGCAUCGGAGCAAUGUCGUUGUCCCAGCAAUCAGACGAGCAGCUCGGAUUACAGUACUUGGAUCUAUUCUCUCGGAUGAUGACCUUGAGAUCCUCAAAUGACCCUGUGCUGGACAUGUUCAUGAAGGCAGCACGGGUUUAUCAAGCAGAAUUGAUUACGAAGAACCUCAUGAUCAUGCUGCCGGACGUGCAGAACUUUGUCUCUGACUCGGAGAGUGGCGAUCCAUCCGACGAGUUUGUCAAAUCGAACACGCCAACGCGAAGUCUCAGCAUCGUCGCCGCAGUUCUGCUUCCAACACUGGCUCCCUCCCUCGAUUCUUCCGACUUAUCUUCCCUCCGCCUCCUCAAGGACCGUAUUCAGCAAGAUAUGCGAGGUGCAGCACGAGAUGCAGCCAUGAGGCUCCCCUCGACCGCUUUUAGGAACUCCUCGAGGAGCAUGCUGGACUUGCCCUCGAUGAGCGAAUUAUCGCAAGCAAUGGCAAGCUCCUUAAGUUUAUCAUCAGUGCGGCAGGCAGGCACAACGGCGCUCGAGGCACUGGUAACGGUCUCUAGCAAUGUACGGGAAAGAGUUGCGGACAUGGAAGAGAGUUCGCUUCGGAAAAGAUCAUUGUUCUCAAUCGACUGA